UUCGUUGUCUCUCAAGGCAAUUCGGUAGUCUGGGCAGAUUGAAAAAAGGCUGUCCUCUGAAGGCUGGGAAUUUUCUGGGUCUCAAAUCUUUUUCCAGGAUAUCGCUAAAAUACGUAUGUCUACUCAAGUGUGGGCUAGUCCAAAGGUCGAGCGUCGAUGCAAAGCUGAGGCUCAGGUCAGGUCACUAAACAACGCUUACAAAUGGCUUUCAGUUGAUGUGCUGGUGGGAAUGUGUGUACUUAUAGAAUUUUAUGUUCAACCAAUUUUCCGCCUGUUCUCGUUCCCUUUGGGAUGGAUGUCUUCUUAUGAAAAGUUAAUAUUAUCAUCUUUUACUCUCCUCAUUGCCUGCAUUUCAUACCAUGUAUUCGUGAUAAUAAGUUCAGCGUUAAUCCGAAGAAUGGACGCAGGUAAUUCUCACAGUCAGUCAGCUUUAAGAUUUCACUCAUCACCUUUAAACAAGUCACUCGUUGGUCCUUCUAUGUUCUGCUCCAGUUUAUUGAAGAACAGCUUAGACAUCAGUUCUUGUGGAGCUACCUUUGGAAACUCAUCAUAUGAAAUCACCAGUGGAUCUCCUGUUAGACCUGCAGUUCCCUAUGUAGAUGUUGGUAUUCCACAGUCUGUAAAUGAAAAUCAACAUAUUUGGAAGCAAUCAACAAUUGGUACGGUGUCACCACAGCAUAAUCAGUCCCAUAGUAAUUUAUCACAGCCACACUGUGGAUCUUUCCGGGUUUCGGGAAGUCCGGGUGUUCAAGAAAAUCUUUCUCUUUUGGAUUUGGCCCUCAGUCCUAUUGUGAAUUCUGGACUUGGCUCGGUGCUACCACCUUUUAGUAGCGGAGAGGCUCCUGGACAGAGUUCAGGGAACAUGCGUCGUUCUGUCACUUGGUCUUCUCCAUUUUUAACAUCAGGGACAUCCCCACGAUACCAAUAUCAGGCUGCUUAUAUUCAGCCUACUAAUCCUUGCCAGCAAUACUUGAAUGAUUCACAAAAAUCUUUAUCUGGACCAGCCUUUAUUCCAAACAGUAUAACUCCCGAUUCUGGGAAAAGUGAUCGUGAAAUUAACGAACGAUCUGAAGAUGAGUAUUGGAUUGAAAAUCAAGUUAGUAAAAGCGAUUUAGAUCGUUGGACUCUAAAUCUUCGAAAGUGGCUUCAUGGUACAAUCAUUCGACGUAUUGUCAAUGAAAUUGACACAAUUAAUCGAAAUCUUGAAGAAGCUGGUGGCGAUAAAACUCUUAUUGGAUCCACUAGUUUAGCUACCCUUCAACAAUUCUCCUCUCUUAAAUAUCAAUACUUACCAACACUUCCAGUAUUGUUGGCAUUUUUAGAUUUUAUGAAAGAUCAAGGAUAUUUGGUUAAUCGAUUACAUGAAUUAGCUAGAGAAAGCUGUCUUCAAGAGUUUCGUUGGGAUUCUGGAUCAAAAAGUACUGAAUGGCCAUGGAAAGAACAUUUACCAUCUGAUAGUAUUAUUCUGUUACAUUUGUUUGCUACUUAUAUGGAUACACGUAUGCCACCGCAUCCCAAAUGUUUAUCUGGUCGUGUGUUCAGUCAAUUGAAUGUUGUUCGAAUUCCAGAUAAGCCUGAUUUGAAAAGUAAACAUAAUUGUCAAUUUUAUCAAGUUGCUGUACAACCACCUCAAUUUAAAUUAGUAUUAAAUGGAAGAAUCUACAAUUUUAUAUCAGGUCAAAAAAAUAUCUACCAUGCUAUUUUAUUAUUCUUUCAUUAUUAUGUAACAAGGAAUGGAAAGUUCAGAUCUGUUUCACUUGGUCCAUCAGGUUUAAAUGUUGCAUGGAUAUUUUCUAAAAAUUGAUUAUAAUUAUCAAAAUGUAAAAAGAAGAUAAACACUCUAUCAUGUAUAUGUAUUCCUUUGUCUAAUUAUUGAUGUUUCAUGUUUAUAUUUGUAUUUAAAAAGAGAAAAAUAAAUAAAUCUAGAGUUUAUGUUAAA
Molecule: messenger RNA, 1939 nt
Organism: Schistosoma intercalatum
Lineage: Eukaryota; Metazoa; Platyhelminthes; Trematoda; Strigeidida; Schistosomatidae
Source: the annotation of a GenBank genome assembly